GAUCACACAGAGUCAUACAUCACUGUGUUGACUGAGCAGGAGGACAGUAUCACAACAGCAGUGAGAGAGGUAGAGAAAGAAUCAGACACAGACAAACUGAUCAGCAGAAGAGAUGACAUCUCACUGCAAGGCACAGCUGCUAUCACCACAGCUGUAAGAGAUGCAGAAGGAGAAGAAGAUGUGAUAAUGAAAGUAGUACUCUCACAGCUCAUUGACACUGCUGUCUCUGUCUUCAAUCUAGCUUUCUUAACAGUCAUGAAGACUGCAGCUGCAUCAUGA
Blastomyces gilchristii SLH14081 is the source of this 279-nucleotide messenger RNA. RefSeq lists its product as uncharacterized. The annotation marks the transcript as partial. The record is from RefSeq and is a predicted model, not a curated record. The transcript has a single exon. NCBI's taxonomy places the organism in Eukaryota, Fungi, Ascomycota, Eurotiomycetes, Onygenales, Ajellomycetaceae.